AUGUGUGUUGUGCAGCUUCUUAAUAAUAAAUAUCAUUUAUUUCUUGCUAGUGUUUACGUAGAGCCUACUAAUGAUAUAAACAACACGCUAAAUCACUUGGAACAUUUUCUCAAGAGUCACGUCAACAAGCAUAUCAUAAUUGGAGGUGAUUUUAAUGGAUGGCAUACUGCUUGGGGCUCAAAUAUUUCUAAUAAAAGAGGCCGUAGUGUUCACGAUAUAAUUAUGUCAAACGAUUUGAUAUUACUCAAUGACGGUAAAUUUCCAACCUUUGAGACGGUGACCCAUGGGGCAAGCCGUACUUCAUUCAUAGAUUUGACGAUGACAUCCGCGAAUAUAUCAAAUAAAAUUUAUGGUUGGCAGGUAAAUAUGAAUGCAUGUCCUACAUCGGAGCAUAAUGCCAUAGACUUCUUUUUAAAACUUAAUAAUGAUACGUUACAUCGAAAAAAGAAACCCACCACUUACAGAUACAACACCAAAAAUGCUGAUUGGUCCUCUUUCUCUAAUCAGAUAAAAACGGUAAUGGAAAAAGAACAGUUAGCAACUAAAAACAUAGAACUAUUUAAUGAACAGGACAUAGAUAAUUACAUAAAGGACAUAACAAAUGUUAUUCAAAAAGUCAGCAGCAAAGUGUUUAAACAUAAAGGAAUAGCUAAAACAUAUAUACCAUGGUGGAAUUCUGACCUAGAAAGACUUAAACUUGGCGUAAUCAAACUGCAUCACAGAAUUCAAACACUAAAGCGUAGCAAGAAACCACUAGACAAUAUAUUACUGGAAAGAAAACAGUUAAAACAAGAAUAUUUGGACGCCAUUAGGAAAGCAUCUACGGAACAUUUUAAGGAAUUUUGCAGCAAGCAAGGGAAGGAAAAUGUCUGGUCGUUAACAAAUAGGCUUUUGAAGAAUUCUCCACAACCUGUUCUUCCAUCUACAAUGCGAAUAAAUUCAUCAAACUUCACCACAUCAUCUAAAGAAACGGCUCAUGUGCUCCUAAACAAGUUUUAUCCUAAUGACACUGAGGACGACACGGAGAUACAAAAACAACUUAGACAAAGUAUGUCUUGUGAACCAAGCACCUCAGAUGAUCGUUUCUUUACAGAAGAAGAAGUAAUCGACUGUCUCAAAACAAUCAAUCCAAAUAAAGCUCCAGGAAACGACCACCUAACUGCGGAUAUUUGCUUAGCAUUCACCACAAUAUAUAAAACAGCCAUAAAUAAACUACUUAACCGAUGUUUUGAAAUAUCUUACUUUCCAAAGCAAUGGAAAAUUGCACAUGCCAUCAUACUUCCUAAAUUUAAUAAAUCAGACUUAUCCGAUCCUUCCUCUUAUCGCCCUAUUGGUCUUAUAAAUGUAUUCGGCAAACUUUUUGAGAAAUUGUUAAGUAAAAGACUAACAUAUCACAUAAACAUCAACAAUAAAACAAACCCAAAACAAUUUGGAUUUAAAGAACAGCUAUCCACAAGCCACGCACUCAAAAAUGCGGUUGAUAUUAUUAGUAGAGCAAAGAGUAAAAAGGAAUUAGUAAUUGCCGUUUCAUUAGACAUACAAGCGGCAUUUGAUAAUGCUUGGUGGCCUAUCUUAUUUAAACGAUUAACAGAAAUUAAAUGUCCAAGAAAUAUAUAUAAAAUUAUACUUAAUUAUAUAAAGGAUCGCUUAGUCACGUUAAAUUACGCCGACGUCACUGUAAAUAAAACUAUGACCAGAGGAUGCAUUCAGGGUUCGGUCUGCGGCCCCAUAUUCUGGAACCUAAUUCUCGAUGACCUCUUUAACAUACCAUUACCCGAAGGAUGUCAUCUGCAAGCCUUUGCAGACGAUGUCUUGCUAAUCGUAGCACACAAAAAUGUAAGUAUACUUCAAAUGACCGCAAACUCAGCCCUUAAGUUGAUCUCUGAAUGGGGCAAAGAAGCUAAGCUUAGAUUUGGUCCAAACAAAACACAAUUAAUAACGUUUACCCCCAAAGCCAAAAUGGCAAACAUUGUAAUGUCUGGUAUAACCUUAGAGUUCAGCAAACAAAUCACACUCCUAGGUGUAAUCAUUGACAGAAACCUGAAAUUCAUUGAACAUGCAAAGUAUAUAACAAACAAAGCUCUUAGCAUAUAUAAAAAACUUUGUAUAUAUGUAAGGCCAACAUGGGGAAUACACCCAGAAAAUAUUGAAAUAAUAUACAGGCAGGUCAUAGAACCCAUAAUCACUUAUGCGGCAGGCAUUUGGGGAGAUGCUACCAAAUUUAAAGUAGUAAGGGACAAAUUAAUAUCCCUACAGCGUGGAUUCGCCAUCAAGAUUAUAAGAGCUUUCAGAACAGUAUCUGCCUCUGCUGCAAUAUCCUUAGCCUUACUCACACCACUUCAUUUAAAAGUAUCAGAAGUUGCUAACAUAGAAACAUCCAAAUUAUCUGGAAAAACAGAGUUUCUACCCGAUGACAUUGCCAUGGAGAAACCAUUGCCCCAUCACAACUUCUUCAUCCAGCUGACAGAAAAACCAUCGAAAUUAAUAUGGCAACUACAAAAGAAGAUAUUGAUAAUUGCAAUAACCAUAUGA
Messenger RNA from Parnassius mnemosyne (clouded apollo), 2532 nucleotides. NCBI's taxonomy places the organism in Eukaryota, Metazoa, Arthropoda, Insecta, Lepidoptera, Papilionidae. The record is from the annotation of a GenBank genome assembly.